AACUUUCUUAAGUUCGACACUAAAAUGCUUUGAUAAAACUUACUAUUUAGCAUCAAUAAAUCCCGUUUUCGACGGGCUUUCAUCUGGUAUAAAAUUCAUUACUUACCCUAUUCGCAAUUAUAGCGUUCCCCCCCUGGAAAAACAUUUUUACGCAACCUGUACACUAAAACUGUAGCUGCUCAUCACAAGGUCUAUCACGUCGUUCUAGCUGGCUACUAUUUUCUUAUAGAAACACUUCGAGUUUUUUUUUGCUUAUUUAUAUCUCUCUAACUUUGUAAUGGAAAAAAUUUGAAAGGAAAUACAUUUAGAAAAUAGAUAGAAAGUUGAUAUCUAAAGAAAAAUCUCUGCUGUUUGUGUCUUUAGAUAAAUUAUUCUACUCCAAAAUGUCUGAUGUCAACGCUUCCACAACAACCACAGUCGGAGAACAAGGCACAUCGACUGGUGGUGAACAAUUCGAAAUUGAACGUAUUGUUGAUAAACGUUUUCGUAAUGGGCGAUUAGAAUAUUUAAUUAAAUGGAGAGAUUAUUCUGAAUCACAAAAUACAUGGGAACCAGCUUCAAACAUCGAACCAGAUGAAGAAAGAGAAUUAUUAUCGGAAUAUGAGGCAACGUCAAAAUCCAAAUCAUCCACAACUCAAAAAUUUUCACCGGCUGGAUCUGCUAAAGAUUUUCGUUUGAAACGUAAAAGCGAUGAUAUGCUUGGUAAAAAAGGUGGUGCAGUUGGUAGUGAAAAACCAAGCGGUUUCGAUCGUGGCUAUGAACCAGAAAAAAUAUUGGGUGCAACCGAUAGUACUGGUGAAUUAAUGUUAUUAGUAAAAUGGCGUGGCUCCGAUGAAGCUGAUUUAGUUCCAUCUCGAGUGGCUAAUGCAAAAUGUCCCGAAUUAGUGAUUGAGUUUUAUGAACAUCAUUCAUUUUGGAUUAAAUUACCAAGAAAAUUACAAGCACGAUAA
Molecule: messenger RNA, 950 nt
Organism: Didymodactylos carnosus
Lineage: Eukaryota; Metazoa; Rotifera; Eurotatoria; Philodinida; Philodinidae
Source: the annotation of a GenBank genome assembly